Molecule: messenger RNA, 1518 nt
Organism: Pseudozyma hubeiensis SY62
Lineage: Eukaryota; Fungi; Basidiomycota; Ustilaginomycetes; Ustilaginales; Ustilaginaceae
Exons: 1
Coding region: 1-1518 (505 amino acids)
Biological process (GO): regulation of DNA-templated transcription
Molecular function (GO): DNA-binding transcription factor activity
Source: RefSeq, a predicted model, not a curated record
AUGCACUGCCGUGCAUGUACGCUCGCCCAACUGUCCGCCAAUGCGCGUAGUGCUGCAUGUUUGACAAGGAUGCAUUCGAGAAACGCCUCAGUACUGACACCACAAGAUCGCCAACAUCGACGUCGCACACAAAACAAGAUGGCUCAGAGACGCCAUAGAGAGAAGCGCCGGAAAGCGCUAGCGCAUUUCAACACCGACAGUGGAGCUCGCAUGACUGCGAACGAUCGAUCUGAGCUUACAUGCAGCGUUCCAAGCUCAGAUUGCAAGCUAGCACAGAUCUCGUCUGCUCAGCACCGUGUGUCUCAAAUUUCGUCCGCGAUAGGUGAAAAUGACGGUCUCGUAACACAGAAUUUGCCUUUGCAAAGCUCUUACGUCGCUCAACACGAUACUAUUGCAGUGUGGCUGUCUUUCGAACGCGACAGUCAAAGUAUGGGCGCAGAGCUCAACCCCGCUCUUUGCAGCAUCAAUCAAGCACCCACUCACGAAGAGAGGCGUCGGGAAGCGCCGACGGGUCAUACCGAUACUUUCGAAGCACCUGAAACCCCUGUCAUUCGGUUGCAGCUUGCACGCAGCACUACAAGCUCUUCGAGCUCAUACUUAGAGCUUGCCGGACCUCCCUCCCUUCAGCAUCAGGAAUGUUCCUGCAUUCCAAGGACCAUGAAUGGCACCUGUACUGUGACACACAGCUUGGCUCUGGCAACUUCGUACUUCGAGCUUGCCGGAACUUCGCCUUGUCAGCAUAGGAUAUAUUCCUGCUGUCUUCGGACGACUCAUGGUGCCGAUACAAGAGCACAGAGCUUGACUCCACAAAGUCAUGCCGUUGCUGAACGCUACAAAAACAAUACAGGUGUGUCUCUUGCACGCGACGGAAGAGUAUCGGGAGAAGCUUCCGUACCGACUAUUUCCUUUCGCGAUACGUUGACGAAAAUCGGUGUCUUGACCAGUCUCAUUUCCUCUGAUGAGGACCUGAAGACGCUACUACACAGGCUCCAACUGAUCCCUCUGCCUCUCAAGGAUUCGGAGUUCCCUCGAGAUAAAUUUCUUAGAGGAGAUAUCAAUUGGACCUUGCUCGGAGCUAACAUGCUUCCUACUAUCGAACAAUGGAAUCGUGCUCAUCGACUGUUCAUCGACAUUUGCCUUCCAUGGCCCGCUGUCCGCUCCCGUCUACUGUUGCAUUCAGUCUCCUUCCCCAUCUGUGAAACAGAAUUCGCCUUAGAUAUACUGCUUUCUGUCCUUUCUCCUGAAGACAGAUUCUCGUCUUUCCAUGUUCAUGGGGACCACAUCUUCGAUCCAGAUGCAUGGGAAGUCGGCGAUCGCAUGUUGAACACUUGGUGGGGCAUUUUUGACGAAGCCGUGCUGAAGAGUACAAAUGUCUGGCGUCGCAAAAGGGGCCUUCCAGACUUUUCUUUCCUUCAGCUCAGGGAUGGACGCAAUCAUUUCGAACAUGUUGGACUAGGAACCGGGUCCUUGCAUCGGGUCUUUCAAAGUGCGUCCGAACUUCUAGCGACGUCAAACUGA